CAACACGUCAGUCUCAGUCAGAACCAUCGCUCAAGAAAUUGUCUUCAGUUUAUAUUUUUUGCGAAUUCGCUAGUUUGAUCAAGUUAUGAAGUUAUAACUAUCAAGAGAUUCUAAUUGGAGGGCUGUAUAGUGUUUGAGUGAUAAUUACGGAAGACAACUUACCGGCGGAGAAUGCUACCCAAUAUUUACGAAAUGUCGCUACUCAGCGAUAGCCAGAGGCUCAGCACGGUGCUACUGUUUCUAUUUAUAGAAAUGUUCAUCGACCGUGCACAAUCAGCAGCCUCACAAGCAGAGAUUGAGAGGCAUCUGGAGAUGGGAAGAGAUUUACUGGCUCGGGGGCAACUCUCGGAUGCAUUAACACAUUAUCAUGCCGCAGUCGAGGGUGACCCAAACAACUAUCUAACGUAUUUUAAGCGAGGCACGGUCUAUUUGGCCCUCGGAAAGGCGAAAUUCGCAGUCAACGAUUUUUCCCGUGUGCUGGAACUGAAGCCGGAUUUUUUGGCUGCUCGAGCCCAGCGAGGUCAGGUGUAUCUGAAGAUGGGUGAUUUUGACAGUGCUGAAAUGGAUUUUAUGAAUGUGCUCAGAAUGGAUCCCAACAACGAUGAAAUAAACUUCCAGUAUGGACGAAUCGAACCGGCCAGAGAUCAGUGGGCGCUAUGUUUGGAUGUGAUACACCGGGGUGACUACACGACUGCCGUCGCUUUGCUAACGCAACUGUUGGAGAUGUGUCCUUGGUCGGUGGAGAUUCGUGAAACACGUGCGCAGGCUUACAUUCGUAUUGGCGAUCGGCUAGCCGCCGUCAGCGAGUAUCGCUCUGUCAAUCGGUUGUCUCUAGAUAGUACCGAAGGUUAUUAUACGUUAUCUAAGCUUUUAUAUGAUCUGGGUGACUCAGCGGCGGCCUUAAAAGAGAUUCGCGAGUGCUUGAAGCUCGAUCCUGAACAUAAAGACUGCUUCCCGUUUUAUAAAAAAAUUAAGAAAGUGGAUAAAGUUCAUACUGAAACACAGUUAGCUUUGGAAGAACAGCGGUAUAAGGAAUGUGCCGAAUAUGCAGAAAAACUCGUAAAGCUAGAACCGGAUGUUCCGAUGAUAAGGUACAACGGAAAACAGCUUCUCUGCUCCUGUAUGUUAAAAGAUGAGCAAUACACAGCAGCCGUAGGUCGUUGCCGAGAGGCUUUGGAUAUUUAUCAGGAUCCAGAGGUGAUGUGCGAUCGAGCCGAAGCACUCAUCGGUGCCGAAAUGUACGAUGAUGCUAUACACCAGUAUCGUGAAGCACUAGAUAUCAACGACAAUCUCCAACGAGCCAAAGAGGGUAUCGAACGCGCCCAGCGGUUGCAGAAGCAGGCGGAGCGACGUGAUUAUUAUAAAAUUUUAGGAGUUAAGCGAUCUGCCACUAAACAAGAGAUUGUUAAGGCAUACCGAAAAGCCGCUCAAAAGUGGCACCCAGACAACUUCCAGGGUGACGAAAAGAAGGUAGCAGAGAAAAAGUUUAUCGAUGUUGCUGCGGCGAAAGAAGUGCUUACCGAUCCGGAAAAAAGGCGGCAAUUCGAUGCCGGCGAAGAUCCGUUGGAUCCUGAAGCGAACCGAGGCUUCGGAGGCGGCAAUCCGUUCCAUCACUUCCAACAUGGGUCUCCGUUUCAGUUCAAAUUUCACUUUACGUAGAAAUCGGGAUCGAAAUUAUCGGGAUGUAACUAGUUUACUAUCAAUACUUACAAGUUUUCUAUCUAUAUUCACCUGUUGAUGCCGUACAGUGCCAGCUUUAAUUUAUUGCUCUUUGUUUUAUUUCGAUUUUCUCUAGUUUUUCAGAUGUAAAAUAAUGAUUCUACUGUCAUCAAUAAUAUAAACUAGGCAAAUCACUGCAAGUCGAAUUUAGGAGGCAAUUAUAAUUCUUUUAAAAAAGAAUUGAUGAAACCAAUCUCCAAUGUGAGAAUUGAGUUCCAGUCGAAAAGAAAAGUGAUGAGAUAUUUUAGGAAACGUUAUUGGUUCACGCUUGGUUGGAACAAAUCAUUUGGUUUCCUUUUAUUUCUCGUUUUUCUUCGGUCAACUCAAAGAACUGAAUUAGAUUGAAACGAGACCCUAGUGUAAAUGAUCGCCUAUCACAUUAAAAUAUAUAGCGUAAGAUAA
This is a messenger RNA of Sabethes cyaneus, 2121 nucleotides long. RefSeq names its product dnaJ homolog subfamily C member 3 (gene P58IPK). Gene Ontology annotation, biological process: protein folding in endoplasmic reticulum. Bases 172 to 1659 code for a protein of 495 amino acids. Lineage: Eukaryota; Metazoa; Arthropoda; Insecta; Diptera; Culicidae. Gene Ontology annotation, molecular function: misfolded protein binding; protein-folding chaperone binding. The transcript has 3 exons. The record is from RefSeq and is a predicted model, not a curated record. Gene Ontology annotation, cellular component: endoplasmic reticulum.